Astyanax mexicanus (Mexican tetra) is the source of this 1082-nucleotide messenger RNA. It is a transcript of the gene ppie, whose product is annotated as peptidylprolyl isomerase E (cyclophilin E). Gene Ontology annotation, molecular function: peptidyl-prolyl cis-trans isomerase activity; RNA binding. NCBI's taxonomy places the organism in Eukaryota, Metazoa, Chordata, Actinopteri, Characiformes, Acestrorhamphidae. The transcript is spliced from 10 exons. Bases 74 to 982 code for a protein of 302 amino acids. Gene Ontology annotation, biological process: protein folding; protein peptidyl-prolyl isomerization. The record is from RefSeq and is a predicted model, not a curated record. Gene Ontology annotation, cellular component: intracellular membrane-bounded organelle.
CUGGGCAGUAAAACAGAAGGAUGACUUUUAUUUUGAAACCGGAAGCUGAGGACUGCAGCGGGCUACAGCAAAUAUGGCAGCGGCCAAACGUGUUCUGUAUGUCGGUGGCCUGGCAGAGGAAGCGGAUGAGAAAGUUCUGCAUGCAGCGUUCAUCCCCUUCGGUGACAUAACAGACAUUCAGAUCCCUUUAGAUUAUGAAACCGAGAAACAUCGUGGAUUUGCCUUCAUUGAGUUUGAGUUGGCAGAGGAUGCUGCAGCUGCCAUCGAUAACAUGAAUGAGUCUGAGCUGUUUGGCAGAACAAUCAGAGUGAAUAUUGCCAAACCCAUGAGGAUUAAAGAAGGCUCCUCUCGACCGGUGUGGUCUGAUGACGAUUGGCUGAAGAAGUUCUCAGGGAAGACCACAGAAGAGUCGGAGGAGGCGGAGUCAGCAGCACAAGAGAGCAAUACAGCCACACAGGAGGGAGAGCCGCCAGCUAAGAAGGGCAGGGCGAACCCGCAGGUCUACAUGGACAUAAAAAUUGGCAACAAACCUGCAGGCAGACUGCGCUUCCUGCUGCGAGCGGACGUGGUGCCCAUGACUGCAGAGAACUUCCGGUGUCUGUGUACCCACGAGAAGGGCUUUGGGUUUAAAGGCAGCAGCUUCCACAGGGUCAUCCCCCAGUUCAUGUGCCAGGGAGGAGACUUCACCAACCACAACGGCACCGGCGGCAAGUCCAUCUACGGACGCAAAUUUGAUGAUGAGAAUUUUGUGCUAAAACAUACUGGCCCAGGUCAGCUGUCGAUGGCUAACUCUGGGACGAACACUAAUGGCUCACAGUUCUUCAUCACCUGUGAUAAAACAGACUGGCUGGAUGGGAAGCAUGUGGUGUUUGGAGAACUGAUGGAGGGCAUGGAUGUAGUGCGGGCCAUGGAGGCUCAGGGAACAAAAGACGGCAAACCCAAACAGAAAGUCAUCAUAUCAGACUGCGGGGAGUAUGUGUGAUUGUUGUGUGUGUGUAAUGUGUGUGUGGCUCACCUGUUAUGUAGAUUAAUUUCUUUUGUAUGACUGUUCUGUAAAUAUCUAAUAAACAUUUUAUAAAGAA